Molecule: messenger RNA, 2378 nt
Organism: Xyrichtys novacula (pearly razorfish)
Lineage: Eukaryota; Metazoa; Chordata; Actinopteri; Labriformes; Labridae
Source: the annotation of a GenBank genome assembly
AUGACACAGAACAUGUUUCAGGAGGGGCUGUACCAGGUGUUUGUGAGGGAGACACCCCCAGCCUCUCUAUCGAGCCGGGUCACUGCUGACACUGAGGAGCUGUGUAACGCCAGGAUUCAUCGAUGGUUUGGGACCGUAGUUAAUACCAGAGUUUUACUCGCUGGGGUGAGAUGUUGCACUCUGCUGCUUUUCCAGAGCAAAUGAAAAAACGCUUUUUUUUCUACUACUACCUGUUUGUAUGUGUCUGCCCUCAGGCGGUCCAGAUCAUCGGUGCCUUGGCUUGUAUAUUAUUCACAGUCACCUAUGCAUGUGUGAGUUACAGCUGCUCCGUCACCAUGACAACACCGGUGUGGUCAAGCCUAUGUGUAAGUCCACAUUUUUUAACUUUCAGUGGAAACCUGUUAGACAGACAGACAGACAUAGAGAGGAGCUCACACAUUGGCUGUUGUUGGUGCUGUUACAGUAUCUGGCUGCUGGAUGUCUGGCAAUAGAGGUUCAGAGGAAAGCAAACCAACCGAAGGUAAAUACAGUCAAUCAUAAAGUCAGGUGUACCUGUAUUUGCUCUUGUUAAUUGUCGCAUUGAUCGUGAACAGGUCAUCAGUCUGAUGGGUCUGAACAUCUUCAGUCUGCUGUUCGGAUUCUCUGCUCUCCUGGCAAACAGCGUGAACUCGAAAGAGUCAACCCCACUCACCUUAAAGGAACAGGUAUGAAUAAAAAGCAGCAACAUUGAAGCACUCUGAAGGGUAAUUCAGCUGUAACCUCCUGUCUUCUUUCUAUGUAGCGUGCUGGUUCGAUUGUUGCAAAGGGGAGUUCAGUGGCUUUUACCGUGCAGUGUUUUCUUGCUUCAGUCUACAUACUUUUCCUGUCCUGGAAAGGUCUGCGUCGCUACAGUCCAGCCCAUAAUCAGACCUACAGUCGUGUCUCACAGGUACGGACAGCAAAGAGGGACAUACAGAAUCACCUCAAUAAUAUAAGAAAGAAAAAAACUUAGUGCUGUUGAUUCAGUCUGACAGCUCACUCUUUUAAUAUUCAGAAAUUCUCUGCUGAUUGAUGAAAUGUGUCUUGCACUCGGCAGGGAUCACACCUUUAAACAGCAUUAGGCCUAGGGGAGACCGGGGCUUGUUGUCACACUUUUUACACUGGUACACAUUUCUUGAAAUCAAUACAUCAUAUAUGAACAAAAUGUGUACCAGGCUAAAGACCAAAGUCUCAUGUACAUAUUUCGUAUUCGUGUCAUUUUCAUAUCUUGUGUCAGUGCAGAGUUAUAAGCAAUCAAAUAGAGUGUGAUCAUGUGACAUGUUGCCCCACCAUCGGGUAAGUUGUCUCUCUACAUGGGGUAAAAUGUCACAGUGGAUUUUACAGCUAAUAAAACAAAGACAGAAUUAUUGCUGUUCUCAUUUUUUUACACGAAAGUGAAGAUUAAAGUCAGGCACAGAAAAUGUUUAUUUGAGCAAGAAAAAGUCAUUAAACAAAUGUUAACAUAAAAUAUUAUGAAACAUGCUCUGGGGUUUGAAGAGCUGUCUGACUCUGUGUUUUGUCUGGGGUGAAUGUUUUGCAGUACCAAGUCAAGGUAUGGUAGUUGACAUUAAAUUCCUUUAUGGUUCUCCAAAUUGAUUUAUUAGCUAGGGUCACCUGCCUGACUGCCCUCAGCAUCACGUCAGGUACUGCACUGCCAUGUUCUGUUUUUCUUUUGAGAUUCCUGACCAUGUCUUCUCGCUGUCUCCUCUCUUUAAACCACUUUCUUCUCAGUAAAAUUACAGUCAAAUUUUCAUUAUGACAACUGCUAAUAAGCAGACUCUCGAUGGUAAAGGUAUUCCAUUUUAAACAUGAGAUAACUAACCCCAAAAUAACUGAGACAUGCUGCCCUAAACUACCAUGUUUACUAACUAGUAAGCUCUAGCUUAAAGUUAGCCUAAAACAGAACGACGACUGAGGUAUGACAGGAUGUCUUAAUCUCUCCUCUAACAAGUCCACAUGUAUCACUGCUAGGAUUUUUAUCUGGAAGAAGUUUAUUUUAAAAUAUAUAAAGUAUUUUUUUUUUUUUACUUUGGGUUGUGCAAAAUGGUUAAUUGGCGCUCAUCUCAGCUCACAAUGUGCUCUUCUCUUCUCAGACAGAACACGACCCCUGACCAUGUAAAGAAAUAAAACUUGUAUUCCACUUUUUAGCUGCGCCCUCUGGUGGCAAAGACAAUUAAAAUGUGACAACUUACUUUUGUGACAACAAGCCCCGGUCUCCCCUACUUUACGUUUGAAAUCACUCAAAUGUGUUCAGGUCAGAGAUGGGUGAUUUUAACAGCAUUUAUUUAUUUUUCUUCUUGAAACAGAAUCAAGAUGAAACACACGGACCUCUACUGGAACAAGAGGAAGUCAAUCUGUAA